AAAUAAAUAUUUUGUUAUUUUUUUCAAAACUGACAUUUGAGAGUUACGACAAGUACGAAAAAGUUGGUGAUCUUGAACAUUGAAACUUGCUUCUGCUAAAAUCCUUGUCUGGUUCUCUGAAUAUUUUCCAAAACUUGAAGAAGCCUAUGAGAUCAAAGUAAAACGUCAAAUUUUAAUUGAAGAUAUUUCUCUUGCUUGAACGCAAAUGAGCUGAUGUUGAAAGUCAUCUCUGUCAGCAGUUAUUAACAUUAGCGAUAUGAGACUAGAGCGUAAGCACUGUACCUGUUGGCUGAAAAAUUGUCACCACCACCACCACACAUGAUACAUGACCACCACAGGUACCACCACCAUUCUACAUGUGGUCCAGGAGGGAUUACAGACCGGUUGACCAGUCGGCGCAGGAAGUGGAGGACUUGCCAGGAAAUUUUUGAAAACGACAGUGUCACACGCAGGCAAAUGGUUAAUCAACUCAUGCAAAAAACAGCUUCUGGAAAGGCCACACCAGAAAGUGGCAGGAAGGGUCACGCGGGGUUAUAUGCAAGUCUCGAUUAGUACACUGUCGAGUGCAAAGACGUUCUUUGAACAGAGAGGAUUGACUGUAGUCGUUAGAGCGGGUUGAAAAGGCAUUUUUUCAUUUUUUCAUUUGUUUACGUUAACCUUCAAAUUGCUACUUGAAAUUUCCCUCUUUCCAUCUGAAAGUGUCUUUUCACUACGAACUCACUGUUUAUAUUAAUCUCCAAGGAUUACUGUGUAGUGCUUUUUCAAGUGAAAGGAAGAGUGACACUUGCUUCGCAAACUGCCUGUUUGAGCGGGAAACAUCGGUUACUCUUCUUCACCGAAGCUGGCCGCUUCCGCUCAGUAGAAAAAGUAAUCCUUAAAAUCUGUUUUGUGGAGGAAAAACAUUCAGCAACUAAUUCAAAAACAUGAAAUCAUCGGUUCAACUACAACAAUUUAAAAAAUGUAUGCUUUUAUGUAUGGCGGGAAUCUUGUGCAGUGGAUUAGCUUGUGCUUUGUACAUAAUAAAUCCUGUGAAAUUAAUUCUGGACUACCACUUGAGAAUGGCACCUGGGACUCUAGCGUUUGGAAUCUGGAGAAAACCACCUAUUGAAGUUUUUUUAAAAGUUUAUAUAUUUAAUAUUACUAACCCUAAAGAAUUUCUAAAUGGAGAUGAACAACUGAAGCUUGAAGAAAUUGGACCAUACGUUUAUCAGGAAUUAUUGGAACAUCAAAAUAUAAUAUGGAACGAUAAUGGAACAAUGACAUAUUUUCCAAAAAGGGAUAUAGUUUAUGUCCCAGAAAUGUCAGUGGGAGACCCGAGGAAAGUUACUGUCACAGUACCAAAUGUUCCAAUAUUGGGAGUUACAUCAGCACUUCACGACAAAGGCUUUUUAUUAAAUUUUCCUCUGACUCAAUUCUUAAACGCUAUGGGUGCCAAACCAAUAUUAAACAUGUCCGCUUACGAGUAUUUAUGGGGCUAUCAUGAUCCAAUAAUAAAAUUGGCAGGCAGCAUUGUACCAGGUUUUAUAAAUUUUCAGAAAUUUGGCUUGUUGGAUAGGAUGUACGAUGAAGGACACAAUGUUGUAACAAUGAAUAUAAAGCACAGUAAAAACAUGACGGAUGAAAAGGAGCGCUACCUAAGUAUUCAUACUUACAAUGGAAGUCCAGGAUUAUCUCAAUGGGGGUAUAUAAAACCUAAUGGAAAUGUUACUCCUGCAGAAGACGUGACAUGUAACACAGUACAAGGAGCAACAGAAGGAACUUUAUUCCCUUCGCAUUUAAACAAGCAAGCAGUCUUCAGGGUCUUUAGGAAAUCUUUCUGCAGGGCUCUUCCAAUUAUUUUUCAAGAAGAAUUGGUAUCAAAAGAAGGAAUUUCCGUCUAUAAAUAUGGAUUUGCAGAUAACUUUUUGGAUCCACCUGAUAUUAAUCCAGAUAAUCAAUGUUUAUGUAAAAAAAGUAAUAAAUGCCUAAAAAAAGGACUUUCUGAUUUAACGCCUUGCUACUACAAUAUUCCGGUUGCCAUUUCAUUACCUCAUUUUUUGGACGCUGACCCCAGUUUAACGAAAAGAAUUCAAGGUCUUAAUGCUGAUCCCCAAAAACACAAGACCGCAAUUUACGUGCAACCAGAUAUCGGAAUACCUAUGAAAGUUCAAUCUAGAUUGCAGAUAAAUCUUGUUAUGCAGGAGUCGCCUUAUAAUCCAAAAAUGGCUGAAUUUAAUGGCAUGACUGUACCAGUCAUUUGGAGUGAACUGCUUAUAGCUCAAUUGCCAAGCGAUUUAAUGUGGAUAAUCCAACUUUCUACAAACAUUGGUCCAAAGAUAACAACUGCCUUUAUUUGUAUCUUGGUAAUCUCUGGUGCCGGCCUCGUGUCAUUAUCCAUGGCAGGUACUCUUUGGGUGUUAAACCAACAACAAGAGGAAGAAAGUGGAAGGAGGGAUAGUUGCGACCUUAGAAUUCCUUUGGGCUACGGUCAAUAUACAGGUAUAAGAAUUCUACCUGCAAUCAAGAAAAUCACAUCUCGGACGGACAUCUUCGUAUAAUCAAUACAUUAAAAAAGGUUUUUUUUUUUUGCUUGAGAGUGUGUAUUUGUACGUAUUAUUAACUGCACAAUUGUCUUUUGUUUUACCUCAAUAAAUGAAAGCAUAUUUGUAAAUAGAAACGCGAACUGAGCAAUUCAUUGUGGCAGCCAAUUACAACAUUAUAUUUAGAUUAGUUUUUAUAAUUUUUAUUUGGUGUAAAUAAAGACAUCGUUAAAAAUAAAUUAAUUUAUAUGUAAUUCUAUAACAAUAUCAACCAAUAAGCUUGUAAUUUUUUAAGAAGAAAAUGGACUACAGUGAAUUACUGAAAUGAUUAAAAGUUGUUCCUUAACUUUUAAUGAUAAAUAAAGUUUCCAAAAACAUAUUUUUUUAAGCCAGUCACAAUAUUAUAUAAAAAUGUGAUUCUGAAAUAAGUAAAUUGUGUAAAUUAUAAUCAAUAAGUAAUUUCUGCUUUAGUAUACAUAUAUGUAUUAAAUAAGUUUUCACCGUAUUGUAUAAAUUAUCUACAAUGUGACAAAACAACUGAAUAAGUUAUUUAAAUGUUAAAUAUUUUAGUUUAUUAAAAUGUAAAUUAUUUAAUAUCUAUUUCUCCUUUUUCAAUAUUAUUAUUGAUAUAUUAGAGGGAGAGAAAUAAUUUAUAAUUUUUAAAAAAUCAAUUUUCUUUUUUUGCAUAAAAUUUUAGUAUCAAAUUACAAUGUAGUCAAUUUUUAAACCACUUAAGGAAUACGAUUUAUGUUGUAUUUCUUGGUUACCGCGCGCCACAAUAGUGAUGUAUAGAGAUUCGAUAUAAAUAAAAGUCUUGCCCUUUUA
Molecule: messenger RNA, 3344 nt
Organism: Leptopilina heterotoma
Lineage: Eukaryota; Metazoa; Arthropoda; Insecta; Hymenoptera; Figitidae
Product: scavenger receptor class B member 1-like
Exons: 11
Coding region: 924-2537 (537 amino acids)
Cellular component (GO): membrane; cytoplasm
Molecular function (GO): scavenger receptor activity
Source: RefSeq, a predicted model, not a curated record